Molecule: messenger RNA, 1191 nt
Organism: Entamoeba histolytica HM-1:IMSS
Lineage: Eukaryota; Evosea; Mastigamoebida; Endamoebidae
Exons: 2
Coding region: 1-1191 (396 amino acids)
Source: RefSeq, a predicted model, not a curated record
AUGUCUGAAUCAAUUAACAAAUAUUCUAAAAUCUCAACAAGUGGAAGUAAACUACCAAGGGCAUUUGCUGGGUCUUCACAAAAUCAUUCACUUACAAUGGAAUCAAUAUCUUCCUUAUCACCAAGAUCUUCUAUAAGAUUUGCUUCACUAAAUCUAACAUCAAAAAAAUCUGCUGAAGAGACACUAAGAGAAUUAUUAUUCAGAGACAACUCCAUUUUAUUAAAGUCAUAUUGUGAUAGUUUAUUAAAAAAAGACCCUCAAACAAAUCAAAUAUUUACCCUCAUUCUCUUUUAUUCUUCACGUGGUAAAAUUACUCAAUUAUUAUGUCAAGUUGGAAGACGUGAAAUCAAAGAAGCUAAGGCAGGUACUCCUUUGUUUAGAGGAAAUACUCCAUUUAUUCGGUUGUAUAGUUAUUAUCUCUUCUUUUAUUGUAGUGAUUUUAUGAAUAAAACAACUUCAGAAGUAAUGAAUGAAACAGGAAUAAAUAAAUUAAAUCCAGAUGAAUAUGAUGAUGAGACAUGGAUAGAAAAAUUCAUUAAGUAUUAUUCACUUUUAAUAGUGCAAAAUGCCAAUUGCAUUCCAUGUCAUCAAAGAAAGGUAAUCAAAAGUCUUCUUUCUUCUCCAUCAGUUAUAGAUGAUAUAACAAAAAAGAAACAAAUAUUUUCUACGUUAAUGUUCCUUCGUUAUCUUUUUGUCCCUUUCUUAAAACAUCCAUAUAUUCUUAAAUCACUUCAAAAAUGUGUUUCAGAAUGGAUUAGAGAAGGUGAGGACAAAGAUAAAAAACAAGGAAAUCCAACAGAUGUUUUUAAUGAAUUAAAAUUGAGUUUAGAUUAUCUUUAUGAUAAUGUAGUAAAUUCUCCUGUUGGUUUUGAAGUUGGAAUGAUAAACCUAAAACAACAAGAACAGUCUUUAAAUGAAUUAAUGGAUAUACUUAAAGACAAUUUAUUUACACUUAGUUCUGAUUAUAAUGGUGAUUUUCAAGAGAUAUUUAAUUUAGUUAAAGGAAAACAAGAAGUAGAUACUUCAACUAAUAUGGAUUUUGCUACUGAUGAAUUAAAACAUUGGACUGGAAGUAAAUUAGAGAUAGCUUCACAACUAAAUUGUGAAUUAAAAUUUAAAAUAACAGAAUUAACAAGAGAGAAUGAACGUAUUAAACACAGGAUUUCAUUUAUUAACAACUAUUUUUUAUAA